AUGUCUGACAAAAGCGAACUCCCAGUCAAUAGCCGGUACGUCUCGAGUAGCUCCGACAACUCUGAGCCAGAGUAUGCCGGCACAACAACUACAACAGCAGGUCUUGGGGGCGAAGCUCUCGAAGCUCUGAGGAACCGAGUCUCAGGCGGUGAUGCGACAUUUGACCAGACAGAGGAUCCGCGCUAUUAUAAACCCGUUGACACUUACGAAGGUAUUCACCGAUGGGAUCCCGAAUUCCAGUGGGAGGAAUGGGAGGAGAAGAAGAUUGUUCGAAAGAUCGACUUGAGAAUCUGCACAUUUGCAUGCUUGACAUUCUUCGCUCUGCAGCUAGACAGGGGCAACCUUGUUCAAGCCACUUCGGACAACAUGAUAACUGAUCUUGGCCUAACCACGAAUGACUACAAUACUGGAAACACUAUUUUUUACGUGUGCUUUCUCUUUGCCGAAUUGCCGUCACAGCUCAUCUCAAAAAGACUGGGACCAGAUCGCUGGAUUCCCAUUCAGAUGGUCUCCUGGAGUUUGAUUGCAUCGUGCCAGGCGUUUCUCACCGGACGUUCGACAUUCUUCGCUACUCGCGCUUCGUUAGGGUUGUUUGAAGGUGGAUUCAUCCCUGAUACUAUUUUAUUCCUGUCAUACUGGUACACAUCAAAAGAACUACCUGUCAGACUCAGCUUUUUCUGGUCAGCCUACGAAAUGACAGCCAUCAUCGGCGCCUUCUUAGCUUUUGGAUUCCUCCACAUUCACACCAAUACUGGAACCGGCCAAUGGCGCUACCUAUUCGCCCUCGAAGGUCUCAUAACAGGCGUAAUCGGAAUCUUCGCUGCGUUCUACAUGCCCGCAUCCCCCACCCAAACAGCAGGACGUUUCCGUGGCAAAAGUGGCUGGUUCUCAGAACGCGAAGAGAAAAUCAUGGUUAACAGAGUCAUUCGUGACGAUCCUAGCAAAGGUAGCAUGCAUAACCGACAAGCCAUCACACCUAAACUACUCCUAGAGGCUCUUUUUGACUAUGAUAUGUGGCCCAUCUACAUCUUGGGUCUUGUCUGGCUGAUUCCCACGAACCCUGUAAACUCCUACCUCAGUUUGGAAUUGAGAUCUCUCGGUUUCGAUACCUUCAAGACAAACUUACUCACAAUCCCUGCAUACGCAAUGUUCAUCCUCAACUUGGGGCUAUUCACCUGGCUAUCCGAAAAGCUCAAUCAACGACUAUUACUCGGCGCAUUUGCAGAAAUAUGGAAUCUAAUUUUUCUUAUUGCCCUUGAAGUCUUGCCGGCGAAUAAAAGUACAUGGUCCCGAUACGUCUUGUUGAUUUUGCUGAUCGGAAGUCCCUACAUGCACGCCGUGAUUGUGGCGAUGACUUCGCGGAAUUCAGGCUCGGUGCGGACACGAACUAUAGCAUCGGCUGUAUACAAUAUGACAGUGCAAGCGAGUGGUAUCAUUGGGACGAAUAUAUAUCGAAGUGACGAUGCACCGCUUUAUCUCAGGGGUAACAAGGUCCUAAUUGGCAUUGCUUCUUUAAGUUUGUUUCUGUUUCUAUUUGCUAAAGUAUACUAUGACUUAAAGAAUCACUACCGAGCACGAAAGUGGAAUGCGAUGAGUAGCGAAGCACGAGACGCAUAUCUUGCUGCAAACAAGGACAGUGGGAAUAAAAGACUUGACUUUAGAUUCAUUUCAUAG
Messenger RNA from Talaromyces marneffei, 1674 nucleotides. RefSeq lists its product as uncharacterized. Gene Ontology annotation, biological process: transmembrane transport. Lineage: Eukaryota; Fungi; Ascomycota; Eurotiomycetes; Eurotiales; Trichocomaceae. The record is from RefSeq and is a predicted model, not a curated record. Gene Ontology annotation, molecular function: sulfate transmembrane transporter activity. Bases 1 to 1674 code for a protein of 557 amino acids. Gene Ontology annotation, cellular component: membrane. The transcript is spliced from 6 exons.